Xyrauchen texanus (razorback sucker) is the source of this 5979-nucleotide messenger RNA. Its product is annotated as guanine nucleotide-binding protein subunit alpha-13. NCBI's taxonomy places the organism in Eukaryota, Metazoa, Chordata, Actinopteri, Cypriniformes, Catostomidae. The coding region runs from base 36 to 1169 and encodes 377 amino acids. The record is from RefSeq and is a predicted model, not a curated record. Gene Ontology annotation, molecular function: D5 dopamine receptor binding; guanyl nucleotide binding; GTPase activity. The transcript has 4 exons. Gene Ontology annotation, cellular component: heterotrimeric G-protein complex; brush border membrane. Gene Ontology annotation, biological process: adenylate cyclase-activating G protein-coupled receptor signaling pathway; Rho protein signal transduction.
UUCACUACCUGCUGUAUCGAUGAAGUUGCACAAACAUGGCGGAUUUCCUGCCGUCCCGGUCCUCUCUAUCCGUUUGUUUUCCAAACUGUCUUCUCAACAGCACCGAGGCGGAACAACUGAGGAAGUCUAAAGAGAUAGACAGGCGUAUUCUGAAAGACAAAACCUAUGUGAAACGGCUAGUCAAGAUACUUUUGCUCGGCGCCGGGGAGAGCGGCAAGUCCACUUUCCUCAAGCAGAUGCGCAUCAUACACGGGCAGGACUUCGACCAGCGGGCCAAAGAGGAGUUCAGAUCCACCAUUUACAGUAAUAUUAUUAAAGGUAUUCGAGUGCUUGUGGAUGCCAGAGAGAAACUGCAUAUUCCCUGGGGAGACCCUUCAAACAAGGCACAUGGAGACACUAUGAUGGCUUUUGACACACGUUCAGCCAUGGUGUCACAAGGGAUGGUGGAGACCAAAGUGUUCCUGCAGUACCUGCCUUUGAUCCGUGCCCUCUGGGCUGACAGUGGCAUACAGAACGCUUAUGACAGACGCAGAGAAUUUCAGCUGGGUGAAUCUGUGAAAUAUUUCUUGGAUAACUUGGACAAACUCGGGACACCGGACUAUCUACCGACACAGCAAGACAUCCUACUGGCCCGUAAGCCCACUAAGGGCAUUCAUGAGUACAACUUCGAGAUCAAGAACGUACCCUUCAAAAUGGUGGACGUGGGUGGCCAGCGGUCGGAGCGCCGCAGGUGGUUUGAGUGCUUCGAAAGUGUCACCUCCAUCCUUUUCCUCGUGUCGUCCAGCGAGUUUGACCAGGUGCUGAUGGAGGACCGUCAAACUAACCGCCUCAUGGAGUCGCUCAACAUCUUCGAGACCAUCGUCAACAACCGUGUCUUCAAUAACGUUUCCAUCAUCCUCUUCCUCAACAAGACAGACUUGCUUGAGGAGAAGGUCAAAAAGGUAGCCAUCAAAGACUACUUUCCCGAGUACACAGGGGAGCCGCACAGCCUGGACGACGUGCAGAAGUUCCUUGUGGAGUGUUUCCGGAGCAAGCGCCGAGACCAACAGCAGAAGCCUCUCUACCACCACUUCACCACUGCCAUUAACACAGAGAACAUUCGCCUUGUUUUCCGUGACGUCAAGGACACCAUCUUGCAUGACAACCUCAAACAACUUAUGCUGCAGUGAUGCUGGUCCAACAGUUCCUUUCACAUUUCUCUCAAAUAACCCUCUUUUGCUCAGAUGUUUGUAUUCCAUACAGUAACCUUCCUGAAUAGCUCUGACAUGCUUUUAUGUGAGUAAGAAGGCAUCUCCUAGCAGUCUGUCAUGAGCACAGAAUGGUGGCUAAGGGUAGAGAAGGGGUUUCCUCUGUCCACUCAUUUGUUACUGUCCUUAUUCAGCCUGCCAAGAGAAGCUGUAUGUGUCAUUAAAUGUUACCCUCCAUCAGUGAAAGCCUGAUGCUGCCAAAAGCAAUGCAUUUCUCCCCAUGUUACUAAGUGGAGGGAAACAAAUGUUUGGUGGAGAGAGAGAAAGCACUGCCCUUCUGAGCCUUUUAAUGCUGACCAAAUAGCAAGAUAAGAUGCAAAAGCAAAGUUUUAACCUUUUAACGGGAACUAUGCUCUGAGCCUCUCUUUCGACACUUGCCAGGCCUUAAUUUUUUUUCCCAUUAUCUUGAUUGGUGUUUUUAACUUGUAGCUGUCAAUCGCUCAAUUUUAGAAUUUAGUUGUUUUAUAUAGAUAUAUGUACCUAUAAGAUUCUUAAGUUAUAUUUCAAAAGGUUUACACUUUUUCUUCUCCUGAUGGAUAAUGCUUGCGAUCGAAGAAAUGUUUUUGAGUGGAAACGUGUUUUCGCAACAAUAUACCACUUGAUAAACUUAAUUUAUACAGUGGUUAGCCAUACUAGGCAAGCUGAUAUAUAUGGGGCAUAAACUCAGGGCUGAAUGUAGACCACUUGCGUCAUGAUAAAAUAAACUCCAACAUCCACUAAUAGUACCUCUCCUUCAGAGGUUGGAAAUAAAAUUUCCUUGCUAACCUGCAGACAUCCUCCUUCACUCAGAUUAUUUACCAUUCCUUUGUUGUUUGUCCAUCAGGGAAUGGAAAACAAAAAACAAGUGUCUUAAUUUAUUUGUUUUAUUUGGGGUUUUGUCCACAACCAAACCAUACUGGCUUUUUUCAGCAGAGCCCAACACAUAUUUUUUUUUAAUAUAAUAUAUAUAAUUUUGCUAACAAAAGCUUCCACAUUCACAAGUGCCACGUGUGUAAGGUACCAAUGAUUCAAACAACUGUUUCCUGUCUGCGUUAGUUGCAUAGAAAAUGGAUAGGACUUUGUCAACCUUGUUCCCCAUCAAUGGUUGUGUAUAGCUACUUUGUAUAGUGCCAUGUCCUGAAUACUAUUAAGUAUUUUCUGUAAAUAGUCUGUACCUUACCCACUUAACUUUUAUUUUUUAUUUUUUUGGCCACUGUGCACUCAACCGGUUGCCUUUUUUUAUUUUCAUAAAUACUGACUCCUUCCCUCCUUGUAAUUUGCUCCUCUCCCAUCCAUUAAAGAUUGCUAAUUUUUGGCUGGUUCAUCUCUAUUGUUCAGGCAACCUUGACUGUGAAUGGUGCCUGCAUGCGUCUAUGCAUUCAGAUGCUGCUGGUUUCUUUUUGGCUGCAGCGCUGCCGGAAAAAAGAAAAUGGUCGGCAGUAGAGGACUCUUUGUCUGGUGUCAAAUUCUGCCUUAUGCUCUUAGCUGAGGGAGCCCAGGAGGCUCAUGAAAGGAAGUAUUACUACUCUGCAUAGCACUGACAGUAUCAUGUUUCUUCUGAUGCCAAUCUAUGCCCCCUCAAUGCCAAAGAAAAUCCGGCAUUGCAUGAUCUCUUUCAGGAGCACAGACACAUGUACUUGAGACAUAAAUGGUGAUGGGCAGUUUUAAAUGGAUUGGGCCCAAAAAAUUACCGUCCUGUCAUUAUAUAUUUACUUGUAUGAUGUUCCAUAACCGUAAGACUGACUUUAUUCAGUAAAACACAAAGGAGAUGUUGGGGAGGAUGUUGGACUCACAAUUGACUUUCAUUGUAAUUUUUUUUUCAAUAUAAUGAAAGUGAAUGGUUAGCUGUAGCUGUCAUUCUGCCUAACUUCAUCUGUAAUGUUUGACUGAAGAAAGUCAUAUGGGUUUGUAAUAACAUGUGAGGGGGAAUAAAUUGAUGCCGGAAUGUAAAUUUUUUGGUGAACUCUCCCGUAAAUGUUCUGGGUUCAGUUAAGUUAAGCUCAAUCGACAGAAUUUUUUGGGCAAAAUGUUUAUUACCACCACCAAAUUUUUUUUUUUUUAAAUAGACUCCACACUUAUGUAAAGAAAAAAAAAGAAUGGCUGUGCAAUUAAUGCUUUUACAAUGGAGCGUAAGUCAGCCCUUAUACAAAAAGUACCACAAGACAUACAUUAUUAUUAUUAUUAUACAUGUAAACAUGAUUUUAGUGCAAUACAAUGUGAUUUAUCAUCAUUUACUAGCUAGAUUAAAGGUUUUACCGCAGAUACACCAUGACAGCAAAGUUGUAAUAUUUGAUGUAACAACACCAAUAUUUUAAGAAAGCGAUUUUAGCACACGAAAAUUAUAUUAACAAACAGUGUUUGUGUGGCUAUGUUUAUGGACUGGCCCCAUUCACUUUGUAUUGUAAGUGCUUAACUCUAACUGCAUUAUAUAUAUAUAUAUAUAUAUAUAUAUAUAUAUACACACAGCAUGCCCAAUUAUUAGGCUAGUGAGUAUUCUGAUCUUAUUAUUUCCAUGCACAUUUUCUAACUCCAAACCAUAUAAACUUGAAUGCUUAUUGGAUUCAAUCAUAUUCAGGUGAUAUGUAUUUGUGUAAUGAUGGAGGGUGUGGCAAAAGUGACUAACACCUUAAAUCAAGGUGUGCAUAAUUAUUAAGUGGUUUCAUUACCUCAAAAAGAUUUAACUGGCAAUGAAAGUUAUUGUAAAAUGCCUUUCAGAUGGAUGCAACACUCUUGAAAUGGCUAAACUAUUGAAACAUGGCCUCAACUGAAUAUGAUUCAUAAGUGAAGUGUCAAGAUUGGGCAAAGAAAUACCUGAAGACAGAUUUUUCAAAGGUUAUAUGGCCAGAUGAAACGAGAGUGACUCUUGAUGGACCAGAUGGAUGGGCCCGUGGCUGGAUCAAUAAUGGGCACAGGUCACCACUUCGAGUCAGGCACCAGAAAGGUGGAGGAGGGGUACUGGUGUGGGCUGCUAUCAUUAAGAAUGAGGUAGUUGGGCCUUUUUGAGUUGAGAUGGGACUGAAACUCAAAAGUUGAUCGUGAACAGAUCAAGAAACUGACAAGACUCCAUGGAUGGAAGGCUCAUGGCAUUUAUUGAAGAGUAGCUCUAGGUCACUGAAUAUUUUUAAAAGGUCAAAAAAAUUUAAAUGUAAUUUUGUGCUACUUCUUUGUUGCACUUACUCUAAAAUUUGAGAAUAAACAAUUGAGUUUUGAGAAAUUAUUUUUGUAAAAUAGUUGCCUAAUAAUUGUGCACACUUAUAUAUUCCCCUGAGAAAGAGAAAACUCACUUUUCCUUUAAACAUUCAGGUUUGAGGUUCAAUAACAUUUUGGAUUGACUGAGAGCAUUGUGUUUGUGCAACAAUAAAAGGAAUCCUGAGGAAUAGUUUACCUAAUACUUGUGUGCGUGUGUGUGUGUGUGUGUAUACAUGCAUUCAUCCACAUUAAACCCACCUGUCUAAUAUUGUGUAGGUCCCUCUCGACCGGCCAAAACAGCGCCAACCCAUAUUCUUCUCACCACAGUUGUACAGAACGUUUAUCUGCGUUACCAUACACUUUUUAUCAGUUCGAACCAUUUCCGUUGACCUCUCUUUUAUGAGAUGCGUGUUGGCGCUGUUUUGUCAGCACGUGGUGGACACAAUAUUAGGCACGUGGUUUUACAGUUGUGGCUGAUCGGUGUGUGUUAUUUAUUUGUAUAUGUAUAUAUAUAUAUACACAUGUGUGUGUGUGUGUAAAUGAGUAUUUUUUUUCUUUAGUAUUAACAUGCAAGAAAUGUUGUCGUUUGAGCUUAACAUGUAUUGAACUUUGAACAUUACUUUUAAUGCCUUUUUAUCACUAUCCUUUAAACCAUACAAACUUAAAUGGUACCAAGAAUUCAAUAUUUUUUCAAUUAGUAAAUUUCAGCAUUUUUACAAUGGCAUUAGAGAUGCUGAAAUACCCUCUAGUAUUUUCUGUGUUCAGUAGCUGCCUCUUUCCAGCGUGGUGAAUCCCAAAACGCUUUAUUUUUGGCAAUUGAAAACAUUGUAUUACCUGCCUUAGACAUACUUUUGGCCUUUGAGCUAAGUGACCUAAAUAGUGUUACAUACUUAACUAAAUAGAUAGGAAAUGACAGAGAAUGCUUACAAGUCAGACAGCAGAUCAUCCAAGUUUGUUUGCUCUCAGCUGAGCAGUGUUGGGCCUGAGGGCAAACCCAAGUGCUUGUGAACAUGAUCACUGGUGUAGCCAUGACUGAUGAAUAGCAAAAUCACAUAAAUAGCCACUGCUGUGAUUAUGGCGACACCUACCAACAUGCAUGCCUCCUCAACACCUCUACAAUAGUGCAUUAUGGCUCGUUUGAUUUCAAACUUUGUUGCCCUUUAAACGGUUAAUGUGUUGUACCCCCAAUUUACACGUUUAAAAGUAGGGCGAUGCUGCACAGAUACACUACUUAAUUACGCCGUAUUCCUACUCUGCACACUCUGCUAUGGUGUGUGCGAGAGAUAAAAGGCUUUAUUCUCAAAGUUUUGUGGCGCAAUAGACACCAGCGAUGUCUCCAUUUAUGUUUUCUCCAAUCUUCCCAAACGAAUCGAUGAUGGUUUAUAAACAAAUGAAUCUUUCUCACUGUAGCUGUCUCUGAAAUGUGAUUCUGUUCAGAGACAGAUUUGUUCUUUUCAGUUUUGCCCAGAUAAUCAAGAUAAUAAUGAUUUUUAUUAUCCAAGGAUUAUGCCUGCCAUAAAAAAAUCCUAGUGCCUCCAAAUUUGAUACGUUUCCACCCUCACCA